AUGAAAUUUUCCUUAGCUUUACUCGCUGCUGCUCUUGCUUCCACUGUUGUAUGUGACGCCACUGCCACAGAAGAAGCCUCCGAAGAAGUCUUCAUUCCAGAAGACGCAAUUAACUUAAUUAUCCCAGUUGCUGAUGAUGAAUUCCCAAUGGUUGCCAAAUACGGUGACCUGCAAGCCAUUCUUGUUGUUAAUGGUACCACUUUAGAAUUGUCCAAGAAUGAUCUCUCCAAGAGAGAUGCUGAAGCAAGACCAUUUGGUUUCCGUUGGACAAGAUAUGGUUGGUUCGAACCAUUAGCUAAGAGAGAUGAAGGUGCUGAUGCUGGACUUGCUAAGAGAGAUGCUGAUGCUGAAGCUAGGGCAUUCGGUUUCCGUUGGACUAGAUAUGGUUGGUUUGAACCAUUGGCUAAGAGAGAUGAUUCUGGCUUAGCCAAGAGAGAUGCUGAUGCAAGACCAUUCGGUUUCCGUUGGACUAGAUACGGUUGGUUCGAACCUUUGGCUUAG
This is a messenger RNA of Hemisphaericaspora subhashii, 501 nucleotides long. RefSeq lists its product as uncharacterized. The transcript has a single exon. Bases 1 to 501 code for a protein of 166 amino acids. The record is from RefSeq and is a predicted model, not a curated record. Lineage: Eukaryota; Fungi; Ascomycota; Pichiomycetes; Serinales; Debaryomycetaceae.